This is a messenger RNA of Protobothrops mucrosquamatus (brown spotted pit viper), 3025 nucleotides long. RefSeq names its product nucleotide binding oligomerization domain containing 1 (gene NOD1). The record is from RefSeq and is a predicted model, not a curated record. Gene Ontology annotation, biological process: regulation of apoptotic process. Gene Ontology annotation, molecular function: protein binding. The transcript is spliced from 11 exons. Bases 66 to 2921 code for a protein of 951 amino acids. Lineage: Eukaryota; Metazoa; Chordata; Lepidosauria; Squamata; Viperidae.
AUCGGCCCUUAACAUAUGCAGCUGCCCAGGUAUGAGUUUGGAAAGCACAGCUUCUUAUCAUCAUAAUGGCAGAGCAACUAGCUGGUAAAACAAAAAUUACACACAAAGCUACAGCAGGAGGAGAUUCACUGUCCUUCGUAAACUUACUGAAAGUCCACAGAGAAUUGCUAGUCAAUCGAAUCCGCAACACCCAGUGUUUGAUUGACAACUUGAUUAAGAAUGACUAUUUCUCCAUAGAAGAUGCAGAGAUUGCUGCACAGUAUUCUACACAAGCAGACAAGGUCCGUAAAAUUCUGGAUCUAGCCCAGAGUAAAGGUGAGGAAGUUGCAGAGUAUUGCCUAUAUGUCCUGCAACAAGCUGAUGAUGCUUACUAUGACUUACAUCCCUGGUUGGAGGAGAUUGGCUUCCACCCAUCAGAAAUCAUUUGUAGCAAAGCUGUGGAAAAUACUGACCCAGUCAGCAGAUACCAGCAGAAACUUAAAGAUGAAUUGGGUCGAGAAACAAAGUUCGUCAUGUCAUAUGCCCAAAAGGAGGACAUGUUGCUUGAAGAAAUAUAUUCUGCCAACAUCAUGCAGUUUCUCAGUCACAAAAAUGAGAAACUCGGUAAUGUGCAUGCCUUAGAAGAUCUACUUACUGACAGUUUUGGGCUGAUCAAUGAAAAUGGAGAGACCAUCUAUGUCUUUGGGGAUGCUGGGAUUGGAAAGUCCAUGUUACUGCAAAAGAUGCAAAAUCUCUGGUCCAAGAAUGCCUUUGACAUAGGGGCCAAAUUCUUCUUCCGUUUCCGAUGCCGAAUGUUCAGCUGCUUUAAGCAAGAAGAAGCCUUUUGUUUAAAGGAUCUUCUCUUCAAGUAUAACUGUUUCCCAGAUCAGGAUCAAGAGGAGGUUUUUGACUUCAUUGUAAAAUUCCCUCAUACUGUCUUGUUUACAUUUGAUGGUUUUGAUGAAAUUCAUUCUGAUUUUGAUCUCAGUAGUAUUCCUGAAAUCUGCUCUCCCACUGAAUCUAUUCACCCACUUGCUCUUCUGGUGGGCCUCCUCAGUGGAAAGCUUUUGAAGGGAUCUAGAAAAAUUCUGACAGCCAGGACAGGGACAGAAAUUGAUAAAAACAUAGUUCGGAAGAAAGUACAUCUCCGAGGGUUUUCCAAUAGUAACCUGAAAGACUAUACUAAAAUGUUCUUCAAAGAUGAAGGAUGUCAAACUUUAGUUCUGAAUCAACUGGAAGCCAACCCAAAUCUAAUCAGUUUGUGUUCAGUGCCAUUGUUUUGCUGGAUUAUCUUCAAAUGUUUUGAACAUUUCCACUCUGCGUUUGAUAGCCAUGAGCUCCCAGACUUUACUGUCACUCUAACGGACAUUUUCUUGCUUAUGACUGAAGUCCACCUGAAUCGUAUUCAGAAGACAAAUUUGCUAAAGAAGAACAACAGAAGCCAAGAAGAAACAUACAGGUCCAAUAAAGAGAAAUUGUUUGCACUGAGUAAAAUAGCCUACGUGGGGAUGCAGAAAUCUCUCUUUGUCUUUGAGCAAGAGGAAGUCCUCAGCAACAUCCUUGAGCAGGAUUUACAUUUAGGAUUUCUCAGGGCAGUUCCCAAUUAUGAAGAUAAUGUAGACCAAUCUUCCUAUGAAUUCCUGCACUUGACGUUGCAGUCAUUUUUUGCAGCUUUUUAUCUGGUAACAGAUGAGAAAGUGGGGACCAGGGAUUUGCUGCAGUUCUUUGCUGAAUGCUCCAUGCAAGACACUACUCUAUCUUCAUGCUUGCCUCUUUCCUGGUCAAAACAUUACCACCCAACAGGAGGAGAUCCUUUCCGAAAUAAAGAGCAUUUUCAUUUUACUAAUCUCUUCCUGUGUGGCUUGCUUUCCAAGGCAAGGCAGAAACUCUUGAGGCAUCUGAUUCCUCUGAGGAUAGUCAAGAAGAAACGGAGGAUUCUUCUGGCCUAUUUUUUUGAAAGCAUGAAAUCUCAUCUGAAGGGUCUCUCUCGGGCAAGGCUGAAAGAAUACAAACAGGUGCAAGUAAUGCCAAACUUUGUUUGGAUGCUGAGAUGCAUCUAUGAAACUCAGAGUGAGAAAGUUGGUAAAGGGGUUGCCAAAUGCAUGCGUGCCAAUUACAUCAAGCUGACUUACUGCAAUGCCUACUCUGCUGACUGUAGUGCCAUUUCCUUUGUUAUGCAUCAUUUCCAGAAACGCUUGGCCCUUGAUCUGGACAAUAACAACAUCAAUGAUUAUGGGAUUAAGCAACUGCAACCUUGCUUUAGCCAUCUGGCAGUACUCAGGGUGAGUGUGAACCAAAUCACAGAUCAAGGUGUGAGAGUGCUUUACGAGGAGCUCUCCAAAUUCAAAAUUGUAUCUUAUUUGGGCUUAUAUAACAACCAGAUUACUGAUAUUGGAGCAAAAUAUGUGGCAAGACUCAUUGAGGAAUGUCCAAGCCUCAUCUAUGUUAAGAUAGGAGCAAACAAAAUAACAACCGAAGGAGGGAAAAGUCUUGCUUAUGCCAUCAAGAAAAGUAAAACUAUGUAUGAAAUUGGAAUGUGGGGUAACAAGAUUGGGGAUGAAGGAGCAAAGGCUUUUGCAGAGGCACUGAAAAAUCACCCCACCUUAACCAAUAUCAGUCUUGCCUUUAACGGCAUCACUACAGAAGGAGGUAAAAGCCUUGCAGAAGCGAUGAAACACAACAAUGGUGUAAAUAUAUUUUGGCUAACAAAAAAUGAGUUGGAUGAUGAAGCCGCUGAGAGUUUUGCUGAAAUGGUAAAGGUUAACAAGAGAUUGGGCCAUCUGUGGCUUAUCCAGAAUCAGAUUACAGUUCGAGGAGCCAAGAGUUUAGCUGAUGCUCUCCAGGACAAUACAGCUCUCAAAGAAAUCUGCUUAAACGGAAACCCAAUAAGUCAAGAGGAGGCCAAAGUCUUUGCAAAUGAAAAGAGACUCAUUGGCUUCUGAGAAACUUUUUCCAGGUUUGAUGGUAAUUGUCAUGCCAGGACAAGUAUAGUUUUGGCAGUGCUCAGAGCAAUGCCAGAAGCCUGAGCAAAAUGGACCUAAAACUU